AUGAUAGGGGAUAAUAGUGGGCGAAUGACAAUUUUUUCAAGGCAUUCGUGCGGCCCCGUGUUCCCAAUACCCCUGCUUCGAACCAUGAUGGUAUCCUAUUGGCUGUUCUCGGUUUUGUUAGUAAUCGGUUGUAUUGAGGGGCAAAAGGGUAAUGAAAGCUUGCUUUCCGUAUUUCUUUUGGCCCGACAUGGUGAAAGAUACCCCUGUCACAGCCUUCGCCAUCCUACUUAUCCGAAAGAAUUUGUGAAAAUGCGUUGUCAGUUGACCGAAAUCGGAGCAAAGCAACAUUUUGAAUUGGGGAAGUUUAUUCGAAGACGUUAUUCGAGCUUUUUAAAAUGGGAAGGAUUCAAGCGGAACUAUGUCCACAUUCGAAGCACGGGAACCGAAAGAACGAUUCUCUCCGCUACUUACUUUGGUCUUGGUCUCAAUUUCAACGCGGAGGUUGAGUUGCCAAUCCUGCCAGCUGUUUUCUCCUCUCCGAAGCGUUAUGAUUAUCUUCUCAAAAUGUCCUAUCCAUGUCCAGCAUUUAACAAGCUUUUUAAAAAAGCUCUCAAUUCCAACCUUACUAGAGAUUUCGCUGAAGGCGUACGAGUACUUUUCGAGGAUCUCAAGAACCUUACUGAAUUUAGUUUUGAAUCUGAUUCCUUGCACAAAUACCUCCCCGAGUUAUGGAAAUUGUGUGAAUCGAUAUAUACGUGGGACAAUUUGGAGCGUGCCACAAAAGGAGAGUCCCUUCCUUUUAGUUCUGAUCUUGCCUCAGCUUGCCACCGAGCACUGAGCUUUAGGCAACAGCUGCGUUUCUCCACACCCGCCCAAACUUUUCUUCGUGGAGGUCCUCUUUGGCGACACGUUCUCCUCACACUGAAGCGCCAAACCUCGUUUGGUGAGAGGGGCACCCCACGUUUCGAAACCGAAGAUAUUGAUGACAUGGAUAUCCCAAUUACCAGCGAAUCUCGUUUAUUUGCUUAUUUUGCUCAUGAUUCUACCCUAACGGCCUUCUUGAGCCACCUGGGUGUAUUUAACAACAUCUUGCCCCCGUACGCGAGUGCAGUAAUUGUGGAGCUGCACAGACUUGUCCAUGGUGAGCUAGCAUUGAGGUUCUUCUACCACAAUGCGAGUACGCCUGCUUCCUCGCAACUGAUUGCCCUGACCACCGAAAUGUGCGGUGAUGAAGAGACCUACUGGUGCCCACUGGACGUUCUAGAGGACCGGCUUCGCGGCAAAGCAGCAACAGACAUGGAGAGCGCCUGCGUUACAGAUGAGAACUCGCCCCCCACCACCGUCCUGGUAACCUCUGCACUUAUCGCCUCCCUUGCCUUCGCCUACGCCCUUCCCAUUGGCUACACGAUUCGCGCACUCCUCUGCCUCAUAGCCAUUCUUUUAACUUACCGGUUCUUGUUCCUAAUUUUGUAG
Echinococcus granulosus is the source of this 1413-nucleotide messenger RNA. RefSeq names its product Putative acid phosphatase. The transcript has 5 exons. Gene Ontology annotation, biological process: dephosphorylation. The coding region runs from base 1 to 1413 and encodes 470 amino acids. The record is from RefSeq and is a predicted model, not a curated record. Gene Ontology annotation, molecular function: phosphatase activity. NCBI's taxonomy places the organism in Eukaryota, Metazoa, Platyhelminthes, Cestoda, Cyclophyllidea, Taeniidae.